Molecule: messenger RNA, 1088 nt
Organism: Olea europaea var. sylvestris
Lineage: Eukaryota; Viridiplantae; Streptophyta; Magnoliopsida; Lamiales; Oleaceae
Product: ras-related protein RABA5b-like
Exons: 2
Coding region: 160-798 (212 amino acids)
Cellular component (GO): endosome
Molecular function (GO): GTPase activity; GTP binding
Source: RefSeq, a predicted model, not a curated record
UCGUAAAUUAUGCGUCCAAUUAUUCUCUCUCUAUAGUUCACUCUAGUCCACUUCCCAAGUUAAAAAUCCAACCUUUUUUCUCCAUCCACACAUAAACGCACAGUGCCGACAAAGGAAGAACAACGGAAGGCUAAAAAACCACAAAAGUCAAGCAAAAAAAUGGGGGAAGAAGAAACAGGGGAGGAGUAUCUGUUCAAGAUAGUGGUAAUAGGUGAUUCAGCGGUGGGCAAAUCCAAUUUACUGUCCCGUUUUGCAAGAGAUGAGUUUGACCAUAACUCCAAGGCCACCAUUGGAGUGGAGUUUCAGACUCAGGUGGUGGAGAUUGAUGGCAAGGAAGUGAAGGCCCAAGUGUGGGACACUGCUGGGCAAGAGAGAUUCAGAGCUGUCACUUCUGCUUAUUACAGAGGGGCUGUGGGGGCACUUAUUGUUUAUGAUAUUAGCAGGAAGACUACUUUUGAGAGUGUCAAAAGAUGGCUUGAUGAACUUAACACUCAUUGUGAUACGACUGCAGCAAGAAUGCUGGUUGGGAACAAGUGCGAUUUAGAGAACAUCAGAGAGGUGAGCAUGGAAGACGGGAAAAGCCUUGCAGAAGAAGAAGGAUUAUUUUUCAUAGAGACAUCUGCUUUGGAUUCAACUAAUGUGAAUAAGGCUUUUGAGAUUGUUAUCCGCGAGAUCUACAACAAUAUUAGCCGGAAAAUUCUCAACUCCGAUUCCUACAAGGCUGAAUUGUCUGUCAACCGUGUCAACAUUGACUUAUCAAAGCAAAAUAAGAGCACUUACACCUGCUGUUCAACAUGAUUUCUGGUUUGCCACUUUCCAGUGAUCUGCCUAUUUCAUUUUUCCGGAGGAAUAAAGCUUAAGGCUUUCUCCGGCUGAAGUUUAUUUCAUCGAGUUGGUACUGGUUUUGAUGCUAGAUCCAGCAUUGGGAUCAACAUGUUACAUUAUACUUGAGCUACAAUCACCGAUCGUGUUAUAAACUAUCAUAUUCUAGAUCGAGUCAAUUGAAGGUCGUUAAAUUUUAUACAUUCUAGCAUGGAAAGGACAUGUUUUCUCCGGUGGGAGUAAGAUGGAUUCUGUUUUUUAACUCA